AUGAAGUAUAAAAAAGUGUAUUUGCCUUUUGAUGAGCAAUUUAUUUGUUCUAUCCAAAAUCCUGCCAAACCAACUAUUGUUGUAUCUAUAUUUGGCAAAUCUACACUAGCUUCAAAAUCUUGCAAAGCUCGUUUUGUGAAUGAUUUUUAUGAUCGCCCAAUUUUCGAUUCAUCAUUAGUACAAGAUACAAAUUCAAAACUUCAGUCCUCAAUCGAGUGUUUUCAUGAUGAAGCUGGAGGUAUUGUUUAUCUACAUUUAACUGGUUCUUUUGACAGUCUUUCAAUUACACAAAACAUAGAUGAAUUAUCAACUGAAAUUGAAGAAAAAGGUUUUCUAAGAGUUUGGUCCACAUUGAAGUACAAUUAUGCAUGUUCAUUAUUGUUUUUGUUUAAUAUAUCACACAUUCUUGUAUUAACACAUCCAGUUCCUAUAUUUGAUGCUAGCUACUUGAGUUUUUUCAAAGCUCUUGAUUGUUCAAGAUCAAAAUUCCUCAAUAUAAUAAAAUCUACUUUAUCAAAAAUACCUAAUGUUUCUUCAAGUUGGAUGGAAAACGGUAGACUGUGUUCUCCAAGAUUAUUAUUUUAUUAUGAAUCAUGUCCAGAUGAGUUUAAGAAAAAUAAGCAAACCACUGGACCAUGUCAUCCAGGCUUAAAAAAAGCUGAACAUUCUUUAGAAGAUCAAAUCUAUAGUAUACUUAGAAAAAGACGAAUUAUUUCCAAUAUAAGUAUCAAUUCGAUGUUUGCUAUACCGGCUAAUCAAGAAUAUGUAUUUAUGGAUGAUUCACCUGAUCAAAUUUUAGACUGGGAUGAAUUUUUGACUAACUCACUGAUAACUAUGUGUAAUAGUUCAUCUGUUGUAAUUAAAGAUUCUUUCAAUGAUUGUGAGGUCGAAGAUAUUCUGGAGAAUGAUUUUUUGAAUAAAAGUCAUAAUAUAAAAAAAUUUUUAUUUGAUCAUAUUGAAGUAGCGUUUAAAAAAGGAUUUGAUGAUAAUAUUGGUAGACAUGCUAUUACCAUUGCAAACUAUUUUGAGGCUCCUGAUAUUGGCACAUGGUGUCAAGUAGCAAACGAAAUGUAUAAUUUAUUUAUUAUUGCAAAAGAUCUUGAUGAAGAAUCUAAAAUUGCCAUGGAAGCAUUAAGAUCAUUUUUAGAUAUUGAUACUAAUUUUAGCGAGAGACGAUGCCGUAAAGUUCAGCCGAUUGCCAUGGCUACUUAUCAAGAAAAUUUACCAUCACAUUAUAACAGAAACUAUCAUGAUACUAGAGUAGCUCAAGCCCUUUCAGUGUUUGCUCAACAUGCUCGUGGUCCAUUAUUUGAUGAUUAUAUUCAGAUUUUAAUACAAGACUGUGAUCAACUGUGGCAGUCAGGUCGUCAAAUGUGUGAAACUCUGUCUUUAACUGGAAAUCCAUGUACACAACCUUUACAUAAAGGGGGUACUGUUGAUGGGCCUAUAAAGGAACCGGAACAAGAUGACAAUCCAGUUAAUCGGGAAGACUUUCCUGUUAUGGAGCAUUCAAGUAGUGUCAUGUACUUGUCUGCAUGCAAUUGUGGUCAUAAACAAGGUACUCGUGAAGAUCCAUUUACAAUUAGAACAGCUAAUUAUGAUUUUUAUCAAAUCAUGGCCAAAGAUUGCAUCUGUGGUUGUUUAGAUAGAAUCAAUUUCCCAGUAUUUCAACCAAGUACUCAAGAUUUUAGAGCGGCACAAUUAUUUGCUAAACCUCCAGUGAUUGCUGGUCGGAAAAAUAGUGCUGGUUUAUUACAUACACCAACUCAAAUGGGCCAUACACAAGGAUUAAGUUUAGGAGGAGUUUUUGCCAGUUGUCAUUCUGUAGAUCCAAUUAAUGACAUUUUGGGUGAAGAAUCUCGGAAUAGAGAAUUACCAGAUAGACAGGGUCUAAUUUCUGUUGAAUUGACUAACAGGCAAAAAAAUGAAGAUACCAUCUCGAGCAAUCAGAUUGUUAUUAGAGUAACUGAUACUGAAAGUGAAACAAAAGAAAAGUCAUUAGUUCGACAACCAAGUACUACAGAAUACUUACCUGGGAUGUUGCAUACUGAUUCGCCCAAUAGUUUAUUACCACAGUUUCCAUCUUGGUCUUUAGUUUGCCUUGGUUCGUCUUGUUUGUACUCACAUAAUUUAGGACUUCAAGAAACACAGCAUCCUGGGUUUUUGAAUUCUACCGCCUAUCUUUUACCUUGGGAUGUUACUGUAAGAUUAGAACAUCAUCCUAGAGAUCGAUAUUGGAAUACUGAUAAGAACAAAAUUAAUUUAUCUCCUGUUCAACGUGGGCGAAAGACCAAAGGUUUUAGAGAAUUUUCUGUUAAAAUUUUCAUCGGAGUUGAGUAUGAAUGUCCAAGAGGUCAUCGGUUUAUGUGUUCAGCACCUGACAAAAUAUUAACUACAGCUAAUAAUGGUAUUGUAAAAGAAAAUGGAAAUAAAGUAUCCAAUUCUGAUAUGCCAUUAUAUUUUCCAUGUCCUUGCAGCUCAGCUUCAAUGAUGGCUCAGCUUAUGAGGAUCCACGUAGUAACUCCUAAAGCACCAGUACAUGUGACUUUAAAUCCUAUGGUUCAACCUGAUGAAAAUGGUGGACCAAUAUUUGUAACAGGAUUUGAUACACCUAUUGAACUUACCCAAAGUACUUAUUGGAUUCUUCGUUUACCCUAUGUUUAUGCGGGUGAUCGAGGUCCAUACCUUCCACCAAAAGAUCCAUCACAAAAAAAUGUAGGAAAAUUACUUAAAGGGGUUUACAGUGUAGCAGAAGCAACAACAGAUAAUAACAAACUUAACAUUUAAAAUAUUUUUAUUAUUUGGCACGAUUAAUGGCAGGAUGAAAUUUAUAAAUGGCACAUCAUACAUCAAUAAUGUCAAAA
Messenger RNA from Sipha flava (yellow sugarcane aphid), 2864 nucleotides. RefSeq names its product protein SMG8. The coding region runs from base 1 to 2787 and encodes 928 amino acids. NCBI's taxonomy places the organism in Eukaryota, Metazoa, Arthropoda, Insecta, Hemiptera, Aphididae. Gene Ontology annotation, biological process: nuclear-transcribed mRNA catabolic process, nonsense-mediated decay. The transcript has 18 exons. The record is from RefSeq and is a predicted model, not a curated record.